Molecule: messenger RNA, 6352 nt
Organism: Oncorhynchus mykiss (rainbow trout)
Lineage: Eukaryota; Metazoa; Chordata; Actinopteri; Salmoniformes; Salmonidae
Product: zinc finger protein 318
Biological process (GO): negative regulation of DNA-templated transcription; positive regulation of DNA-templated transcription
Cellular component (GO): nucleoplasm
Molecular function (GO): nucleic acid binding; zinc ion binding
Source: RefSeq, a predicted model, not a curated record
AAUACCAAAGAAGAAGGUUCAAGCAGGCCGGAAAUCACAACAAAUUGAGCGCUGAGUUGUUCGUUGAACACUCAAAUUCAAAUAGCUACAUGGUAGCUUGCAUUUGUUAUCACCAACUGCAGACUGUAAGUAAUAAUAAAAAAGUAAAUGUGCAUGAAAUCACUGCGGUAGCAAGUAGCUGUAAUUGAUAGAAAAGGGCCAAUUUAACAGUGAAAUAUGUAUCGUGGUCGGCCUCUUCCACCUCGAGGAGGGUACCCGCAGCAGUGCGAGGGCCGUGGUCCUACUCCUGUCCGGCCUUAUCCUGGGCCACCGUUUAGAGAAGAAAGAGGCAGGCCCAGACCUCCUUUUCAGGGUUACCAUGACGGGCCUCCAGACCCGUACAGGCGUUCUCCACCGCUCAGGAGGUAUCCUUCUCCCGGUUCAGUAAGUCAAUAUUGGGGCAGCGGCCCUCCCCCAAGAGAAAGCUCUCAUUCUUCUCCCCGUGGUGGCAUCCCCACAGACCACAGUCUGGUAAUCACUGUGGGCAAUGAAUUGACUGGACCACCUGGGGCAGGGCUACCCUCAAGAGACUACCCUCCUUACCUGCCAAAGAGGUCCAGUUACGAUGGCCCUGACGACCGUGGCCCCAGGAGGCAGAGUCCCAGCAGAGGGAGAAGCCGACAUCGUAGUCGCAGCCCGGGAAUCAGGGGACGGAGCAAGAGCCGUCCUCGUAGUCGCAGCCCUACAAUGGGGGGACAGAGUAAAAGCCGUGCCAGAACUCGCAGCCCUGCAAUGGGGGGAAGGAAUAAAAGCCGUGCCCGAAGUCGCAGCCCUGCAUUGGGGGGACGGAGUAAAAGCCGUGCCCGAAGUCGCAGCCCUGCAUUGGGGGGACGGAGUAAAAGCCAUGUCCGAAGUCGCAGCCCUGCAAUGGGGGGACGGAGCAAAAGCUAUGCCCGAAGCCGCAGCCCUGAAUUGGGGGGACAGAGUAAAAGCCGGGCCCGAAGCCGCAGCCCUGAAAUGGGGGGACGGAGCAAGAGCCGUCCGCCAAGCAGGUCCCGAAGCAGGAGCGGGAGUCGUGGCCAGAGCUAUGGACAGACCCGCAGUAUAAGCAGAGGAAAGAGUGUUGGUCCACACAAGAGUAGAAGCCGCAGUGUCAGUACCAGCAUUAGCUGUAGUAGCAGUAGCAGCAGUAGCAGGAGCAGCAAGGGAGGCGGUAAUAAGAUAAAGAAGAUGAGCAGGUUCAAGGAGCUGGAGUUGGCCCGUCGCCACAAAGAGAUGGAAGACAUGAACAUGCCCACAAAGUCCAUCCUGAAGAGGCGCAUGGACUCUGAGACUGACUCCCCCCCAUUUGUGCAGAACAGUGAUUCUCCAAGAGUUACCCCUGGUGCUGAGGCAGAGCGUCUCCUCUCAGCUAUGAAAGGCAUGGACCCUAACAUGUUGGCCACCAUGCUGGGAGAACUGAGAGAUGAUCCACGCAUGGCCCAGGGCAGACUUGAUCCCAGUGGGAUUGCAGGGAUCCUUGGCUUGUUGGGAGGUGCAUCUGCACCGCAAGAGGAGAAAAGGAAGAGGGUACCAGACAUUGAUGAUGAGGAGAAGUUCCUUUAUGGCGAUGAAGAUGAUCUAGAGAAGGGCAGGUCUCAGACUCCAGCAGGAGUUCCCCGUCAACAACACAGUCUGUCAGAGCUCUAUGGUGAUAUUAUGAGUGAGCCGGCAAGCUAUGGCGCCUCACAGCACCUAGAGGCCCAUCCUGGUAUUGUCGAUCAGAGAAGCUCUCGUCAGCAACAGGUGGACAUGAGGUAUCAGCAUCAAAGUAGGUCCUCUGCCACCCCUGACCAUAAUAUCAAGGUUGAAGAGCCUAAUGACUACCCACUAGGAACAGGACCACUGGAAGGGAAGGAGAAGCAAGACGUGGAGGAGUACGAGAAGAUCCAGGACCUCCUCAAAACCAUUGGGCUGGAUCUGGGGGUGACGGAGAUCAGCAAGAUGGUUGCCAGGACUCAGGAGCGUCUGCAUGGAAAGAGGCCCCCUCCGAAACCCCCUUCCCCUUGUCCUGGGAGGAGGCGGGGUCACCGUGACUCUUCAAGAAGCUCAGGCAGGAGCAGGGGCAUGCAUAAUAGCCACAGUGGGAGCAGCUCCAGCAGUGGUAGCAGUCAUAGCGAAAGCAACAGCCCGAGUCGUAGCAGGAGCCUGAGCAGCAGCCUUGAUAACAGAAGGAGCCAGAAGAAGUCACCCCCAUCUGACAGACGCAGCACCCAUGGGAAGACUCGAGGCAGCGGAGAGGUGAAGACUGAAACUACUCCAGUGACACCCACCCACCCUUCUAUCUCCAUAUCUGCCUACGCCCAAGCCCAGACACAUGGUCUGGUACCACCCAACUAUCCACCUCAUGGCUUUGGGCAGUAUGGGAACUGGCCGUACAUGCCCCAACAGUGGCCGAUGUACCCACCUCCAUCUAUGGGCAUGCUUCCUCAAUCUCCCAUUGAAGAUUUUCCGAAAGCCCCGCCGUUUGACAGACCAUACUUGAACGUCCAGGGGGGUGAAAGACAAGCAUCAUCAAAGAUGGCCGCUCAGGAUAAUGGCAAGGACAGGAGGGUUUUAGAAGAGAGAAAUAAUGAAAGCCAAAAACAAAAGGUUCUUGAAGAACGUGAAAAACUGAGAAGAGACCGAGACAUCCGCAUGAAGAAGAAAGAUUAUCUCAUGAAGGAACUGGAGAGAUUGCGAAAACAGCAAGGGGAACUGCUGCGCAAAAAGCGGCGUGAAAAGGAUGGCCAUAAGGACCCGUUACUGUCAGAGAUCAGUCGGCUGCAGGAAGAGGUCAUGUCUCAGAUUGCUGUGCUCCGCAACGAGCACGAGGUAGCAGAGAAGAAACGAUGCGAGCUUGACAAAGUGGCUCUUAUUCUCGGUCUACAACCAACUGACAAGCCCCGGCGAGAGGGUCGGGCUUCUGGAGACCUUGAGCAUCCAACACACCCACCACCUCCAGACAAGGAGAAGAAACAGGAGCACGCUCGAAGCCGAGAGGUAUCACCUGGGGUCCAGGCCUCUGUCAAGGCAGCAUCAUUGUCCAUAAGAGCCUCUACUAAGAAAUCCCCAGCCAGUACCCAGCCUCCUGAGCAUCCAGCAGACCUGUUUGAAUACUAUGACGCUGGGAACCACUGGUGCAAAAGCUGCAAUGUCACUUGUGGUUCCAUGUUCGAUUUUUUCACACACUUGCACAGCAAAUCGCACCGAAAGACUCAGGAUCCUUACAAUCGACCAUGGACGUCAAGUUCCUCCAACAAUGAGAUUAAUAAGAUUUACUCUUCAGGGGAGAAAAUGACUAAACCUGCUAAAGGAUCUGAGUUUUUGGUGCCUGUGAGGGGAUAUUAUUGCCAGCUGUGCGAGGAGUUUUACGGGGAUGCAAUUUGUGCUGAAGAUCAUGCCACGAGUCAUACUCACAAUGAGAAAUACAAGAAACGAAUGUAUGAGUAUCCACUCUACGAACAGAGAAGGAACCUGGAUCGUCAGGCUGGACUCACGUUGGAAGUUGGUGACAAAAAGCACUCUGAGCUCAAACGCAAACACGAAGAGGAAGAAUCCAAAAAGAGCAAAGAGAAGGAGGAAGGGAAACAUAAACGCAGCAAAAAGGACAAGGGAAAGGACAAUGAGAAGUUCAAACACAUGGAGAAAGAGGGGAAGGCGAAGCACAGCAAAAAGGAGAAGUACAAAUAUUACAAGAGGGAGGAGGAGGAGGAGGAAGAGAGGGCCAAGUAUAGCAAAAAGGAGGAAGACGAGAGGUCUUUGUACAGCAAGAAAGAGGAGAGAUAUAAACAUAGCAAGGAGGGGGAAGAGUGGCCCAAGUACAGUAAGAAGGAUGAAGAGAGAUACAAGCAUAGCGAAGAGGAGGAGUGGUUAAAAAAUCGCAGGGAGGAGGAAGAGAGGCCUAGGUCUAGCAGGGUAGAGGAGAGACCCAAGUUUAGUUGGAGGCAUAAUGAGGAGGAGGAAGACCGGUCCAGAUAUGGUAAGGGGAAAGAGCCCAACCCCAAAUAUAGCAAGAAAGAGGAGGCGAGGUGUAGAUCAGAGAGGGAGGAUGGGAAACCUAAGAAUGAAAAGGAGGAAAGACAAUCAAGGAAAGACCAGGGUGAGCGUCAAAGGGAAGAGGAGAAGUCAGGAUCUAAAAAGCAGUCUGAGCCUGAGAAACCCGGUGAGCCUCCCAAAGUGUUCUGUGGGCCUAAUCCAGCAUUGAGAGCAAAGCUGCGCAAGAAAAGUGAGGAAACAACCAAAGUAGAGCCAAAGGCUCCGUCUGCUUUUGGCAAGUUCAGUUGGAAGAAAAAACUAGAAAAUGAGCUUGCGAAGGAGGCCGAGAGAGUGGCUGCUGAGUUCCUGAAGGAAGAUGAGGCAGAUGCUGAAGAGGAUGACGACCCGGAUGCGUUUUCAAAGUCUGUGGCCGCAGCCAAGAGCAUUGCUAUCAAGCUGUCAGGAAAGACAGUCAUCCCCCCAACUAACACAUGGGUACCCUUCAACUCUGGGAAAAUACGCCCAAACCUUCCUGCUCCCUCCGUGGUCCUGAGAAAGUCCUCCGGACUUGGGCCCUGGGUCUAUGCUAAACCGGCCCCUCUCAACACCUUCCCCUCUAUCAAACCACCCGGUGCCAGUGGAGAGACGCCUCUGCCUGUCAUACAGAACCAGCCUAUAAAGGACCCUGUACUGGCAGCAGACAUCAUUUCCAAGGCGUUCUGUGGUGAGGAACUGGAGUCAGCAGAUGGCACCUGGAAGCCAGGUCCCCAUUUUACACCAGACAAAAAGAAAGCUUCCACAAUGGAGUCUGUUAGUCAAGCCCCCACGUCCACUCCUUCAGCAGUGAUGUCGGAGUUCAAGACUCCCCUGCCUCCCCCACCUGUCCUGAUAAUGAUGACCAUGGAGUCGGAUGUAUCUGCACCAGGAGUCCCUGAGAGUGAGCAGAAUGUCCCAGUGAUGGUCACACCCCCUCCUUUCAUGCAGAGACCCCCAAGUGAGGUGAUGAAGAAAUCAGAAAAACCGAAGUCUAGCCUAGCUGCCGCAAAAGCACAAGAUUUAUUUGACAUAUUUUAUAGCAGCAGUACCACAUCCACCACCAGCACUGCCAUGUCCACUAAAGCAGUCAUAGAGUCCAAAGCUGCUCCGAAUUACUUAAAGAGCAGCGAAACCUUGGAGGCUACGGCCCCACAAACAGAGCAAAUCCAAACGGAGCUCCCAGCUCUUGACAACAGUAACACCAUUGAAACGGACACAAAGGAGUCAAUGGAGACUGAGCGUGGGUCUGACCCACAGCCCAAGGAAGAUGCGCCUGAGAAUGCCCCCAUACAAUUGGAUAACCCAUCAGAUACUCUGGGUAUCUCAACGGAGACCCUGGAUCUCCCAACAGAAGUGCUGGGCUUAGAGCUGUUUGAUUUAAAUUUUGAUUAACAGAUCCCACUAGAACGCAGGCCAUUGGAGGGUGGGUAUUUUAGGUAGUUGAUGGGAUUAGGGUGUACAUUAGAGGGGAACAAAUAGUAACCAACACAUCCCUCUCAUUAGAAAACUAAGCCCUGUUGCCUUGGGCAGGUUGAUGUUUAUUGUCAUGAAUCUUGCCCUGGAGGCAGAACUGAGUGAUUUCCGUUAGAUGGGCCAACUGCAAAGUCAUAAUUGGCUAUAUCGUAAAAAUGUAAGGUUAUAUAUUAUGACUUUGUGGCUGUGCCACCUAGUGACCACUGCAGAGUUGCCUCCAGUACAUAAAUCAUCCCAAUAAAUGCCAACCUGCGUAAUAUAGUGGCAGAACUUGAAUGGAUAAGGAAAUCAAACUUCCACUGAAAGAUAUGAGACGUUCUUAAGUGAUGAAUCUUCAGAAAUGUUGAAGCUUGUGCUGCAGUUCUUUUUGUGUUGAAUAAUUUCUUCAUUCAUCUCAACUUUUCUUUACUUAAGGUAACGUACAGUACCAUGCUUAUUGAUUACUAUACUUUUGUGUGUAUCCAUGUUCAGCCUCUUAAGCAAGUAGUUAUUUUCUCUUUAAAUGAUUGAAUGGUAUUUUAAUACAGGAACAAGAGAAAAAGUUCAAAGAAAACAGCAUUUGGUAAGGUAGUGCAGCAUGGACCAAAAUACCUGAACAAUGUUUUAUUUUACAAUUGUGCCAUGUAAUAUCUGUCACUCUUUACAGCACCCUCCAGAAAAGAAGAUGUGGAAUAUAUAUGUAUAUAUACUCAUGAACAUAACCUUGGAAUUGUUGCUCCUUUUUAAAAAAAAAUUGAACUUUCCAUUGGUUCACUGACUGUACUAUGCGCAAUGCUAUUCUGUGUUAGUUAGUGAAAAUAAUCAAACUGGUUGUCCCUUUUAAAUGUUGUUGCUAAAGUAGAAUUCAAAUAAAUGUCAGUGACCACAA